AUCGCGUCUUGGUGUCGUAUUCCGGAUCCCAGUCCUUCUUGUCCUCCGGACACUGGGACCAGAUACACACUGCGCUCCUGUCGCAGCUCCCGCUGCGCAAUAUACAUUGGAAGUCUUCGUCGCGAUCCAUCCGAACUAUUCAAGAGCUGAAUAUCGCGCUCGUUCCCCUCGAAUCCCUGCGUGAUGAACACACGUCUCAGAUCCCAGCGACAUUGCUGGAGAAGCCAUUCCUAAACUUGUACAUCGUGACAUGCGAAGACAAUGAUCUCGAAGCAUACAAGACGACCAUUAAACGACAAGUCAAGGAAUGGCAUUCGGUAGUCUCAAUGAAGAAGAACCAAGAAUGGCUCAUCCUACAUGUUGUCCGCCCCGAUUCGCGUGCCCAGGGCGGAACAUUCUUUCAACUGAAGGGUUCUGUUCUGGACAAGCUCAAGGGCGAUUUCAACGUGGACAGACGCGACAGGUGUGUUCAGUUACAAUGGAGCACGGGUUUCGGCAACCCGGCGCUUUGGGCGGAGUUCCUCAACAAGCUGAAGGAUGGGUUACUGUCGUCGUUCGACCAAGCGGUUUCUCAGAGGGAAGACGAUGUGAAACGGUCAGAGGGUCAAAGACAGAUGCCGGGCUGGAAUUUCUGCACGUUCUUCAUCUUGAAGGAAAGUCUGGCGGGAUCGCUCCAAGGAAUGAAUCUGUUUGAGGAUGCGUUCAUACAAUACGAAGAGCUGGAGGCAUCCUUCUAUCUGGUUUCCAAGGAGAAGAAUCUAUCGUGGUUUGGGACGCUCAUUACUCCGGGGCCCAACGACGAUUCCUGCGCGCUGCUGUCGAUAUCGAAAAAGUCCUACCGAGAUCUCAUCCUCGCGAACACGAUAACGGUAUUCGACCUCCGAAUAUACCUGCUUGCGCGCCAGUGUGAGCUCCUGGCAAGCCUUGGACGAAUCAACGAAGUCAGCCAAAAGGUUUCGGCGUUUCUGGGUGCUUUCGGACGCCGUCUGCGAGAGGUCGAGGAAACGAUCCCCCAGUCUUUCGUCGAGUCUUGGACCUAUUGCUCUGCUCUGAGCGUUGUGGAACAGUGCGAUACAUGGGCAGAGCAUCAGAAACUGGAAGGCGCCAAGCUGAAUGCCUUCAACGCAGGCAAGGGGGAACUGCUUGAACUUGCUCGACUUCAGCUCGACAUUAUUGGUGUCGCAGUCGGUCACCUCCCCUCCCAAGCGCCGUUUCUGAGCACAACCGCGUUGUCGAAGAGUGUACAGUCCAAAUCGGAACAGAAAAUCUCAAGCCAGACCAUAUUGGAAUCCAUUGAAAGCGCGGAUAAAUUCUAUGAAAAUUAUGUGGCGAUCACGAAUCGGGCGAUCGAAAUGUAUGCCAAAGCGGGGCGCAGGAAGUUUGCCCUUAAGCUGCACGGAAGCUUGGCUGCUCUGGACCUACACCGAGGUCGACUCGAUUCGGCAUUGUCCACGUAUACGUCUUUACCAGCCCACUACGCACCGCAUCAGUGGGCAUCGCUCGAGUCCCUGAUGUUGUCUCUGGCGUUGGACACACAUUCCAAACUGGACAAGACGCAGGAUCGAGAGUGGAUACACAUCCUGCUAUCCUUUCUAAAGACAUUCAUCGAAACCGAGGGAUUGGAGCUGCUGAUGCCGCAUGUGGACCACCAAGCCUACGUGUCGCAGCUUGUGGAAGCCAUGUACGCCUCUGCCAAAAGUCUCGAGUCGGAUCUGUCGCAUCCUGAUCACCCAAUACUUUCAAUUCAGAUAUCUCCCACUGCUAAAAGUGCAGGAGACAAAGAUGGCUCUUUUCUGGUAGCAACGGUAGACAACCAUCUUCCUUGCGACAUUCCCUGCGACGAGGUCAUUGCCAUACUAGUCGGUCGCGACUCCCAGAAGCUGCGAUUCGCCGCUCCAUGUCAGACGCUUCCAUCUGGGAAGUCUGAACUCGUGCUCUUUUGCCCUACAUCCUCCGUUGGUACUUACGUCCUGGACACGACCGAGGCCCGGCUCUCACAUUUGGUGUUCCAAUGGACCCAUCGAAAACCGCGACACGGUUCCAACAACGGUCUCAAUCUUGUCCGAAUACCGAGGGAUUUGCUGGCUCUGGACGUGCGGCUCAAUCGCCCAACGUUGGUCGAGCUGGGCAAGCCUGCAGCGCUGCUGGUGGUGGUCUCGACGGGCAGGAAUCACGUCAAGAAAGCGAGUAUCAAAUUCCAUGCGCCGUCGGCCACCUUCCGGUAUGCGCAGGUCUCCUCUGCCCCUUUCAUUGCCACCGAAGAUGGAUUUAUUGCCCUGUCCGAUGUCCCUGAAGCCACCAAUCUUGAAUUCCUGCUUCCCUACUCAGACGCGUCUGCUUUCAAUGCAAUGAAAGUGGAUGUCGAGGUCGAAUACACGACGAUCGCUGAACCCGAUACGACCCGGUCGCUGAGACUCGGCCGUGUAGUCGCUACCGCUCUUCCCAUCUCCGUCAACGUGCAGGACUUUUUCCGUGGCAAAAAGCUCUUUUCGCAAUUCACUAUCUCUACAACCAGUCACCAGCAUGUCCGCAUUUCCGACGCUCACUUGCAAGCACCCGCUGAAGGACUGGAUGGCCUCAGGAUCGUGGCUUGCUCGUCUGGAUCUCGCAAUGUGCUAACAGUGACUCCAGCGCAGCCGACCAACUUUCUCUUCUGCCUUGACUCUGCCAGUGGUUCUGUGCACGAUUCCCUGCGGUUUCGGAUCCGGUAUCGCAUGCUUCGAGAUGAGGUUGAAGCUUUGGUUGAGAGCGUGGUUGGACAAGUCAUCCCUUCCACGGCACUGGCAGAACGGGUCGGCAUGAUCAUGAGGCUUGUCGAAGCGUUGGAACACGACAGUGAUUGGGUCGAGCUCUACGGACUUUCGGGCGAGCUGCGGGUUCCUGAUGUGUUUGGGGAUGACAAAGAGGAUUCUCUGAAGCAAAUCUUGGAGCUACUGCGAGCGAACAAACAUGCCCGGGAACCUCAAGGCAAAUGGCGCGAGAUCAUCAUACCGGUGGAUGUGCCAUACAUGAGCAUUGUCGCUGCUGCCUCGAUCCGGCUGACGCGGAAAGACGAGCCCUCGCUGUAUGCGGGGCAACCCAUCCCCGCGCUCCUGAGCAUCUCGACGUCGUUCCACUGGGGAUCGAGCUCGACGGACAAGGAUCGGACGUUUAUGAUGCGCUUCGACGUCGAGGAGAUGGUGCGGGACUGGCUCGUGAGCGGCCGGAAGCGCGGCGACUUUCCCGCAAGGAACGACGGGGUAUACACUGUGCCCAUCACGCUGAUUGCGCUGCACCACGGGGAGCUGGGCCUGCCCAAAGUGAAUGUCACAGCGCUGCCGCUCGCGGGCGAGGUGACGAUGGGGUCGAUGGCUGUGCCCAGCACGGAGACGUAUCAGGUGCACGGCGCUGAGACAGUGCUGGUGUUGCCCAGGGGCGGGCGGAGCACAUUUGUUCUCGGGAUGGGUUCUGGAUAGGCGGUCGGGUCACGCAGUAAAUUAUUGUCCAUUUAUAUUUAUGACUACUUCAAGAUUAGAGCUACAUUCUCCUGGAUAUCCCACAUCGGCUGGCGCAGAAACGCCAUUUUAGCAUCGGUAGCGGUCGGGAGCGACAUGGAAAGGGCCAGCCAGACCAGGUCGGCGUUGGAUUGGCUUGUGGCCAGGUAGAACUCGCGUGCACAUCGCUGCAGCUCAUCGUGUGCAUGGGAAUGCAGAAAUCUGCGAAACGCCAGCACCGCUUGCCAAAUCGACUCGUCCUGCGCGCGGAUGCUCUUGACCGUGGCCGUCAUGCUCCGCAGCAUCGCUCGAUACAGCCGGUGCGAGUGCGCGUAGGCAGUCCCCCCGGCUUGCGUGGGGCGGGAGAGCGCAUUGGAGCGGUCUGCCUUGUCCAGCUGCGCAAGCAGAGUGCGGAAGCGCGGCCACACGUCGUUCCAGAUUCUCCGGUACAUGAACGACCCUGUCUGCAGAACGAGUCCCUCGAUCAGCGAUGCAGCGGCAGCGACGACGAACGUCUCCUUGUCGUUCAGCCGGUUCAUGAUGAACGGCCAUGCGGUGUGAAUCGACGGUAGCAGGGACGAGUCGGCCAAGACAGAAGCCGAAGAUCCCAGCAGGUUCAGGAUCCGUGCCCGGAUGACAGGCGAGCCAUGCGUCAGGAAGUAGACUGACCGGGAGACAAUCUGCUGCGUGAGGGCUUGCGCUGGUGACGCUUUCGGCUCCUCAGAAGGAUCGCCAGAGGCAGGCGAUUCUUCCUCCCGGACCGGAUCUUCCUGCGAUCGGGUGGAGAACCACGCAAAGAGCGACUCGAGUUGCGCAUCGUCAGACGGGAUCUGCAAAGAAGGCGACACUGGCCGGGGCGGUAAGUGGGCCCGUGACAGCUCCUCCUCAGUCUGGAUGACCCUGAUAACCUCCCCCAACACUUCGACCAGGCCCUCCACCACGACAUCAUACCCGUGGAACUCAUCCAAACGGUCGAAGCAUUCUUCGACGACGUCUCCUGCGCGAUCGACGACCUCCGGCCCGACCAGCCGGAUCAGCACAACCAGCACUCGGGUGGCCCGUAUGUCCAGCCAACGGCGCGUCAGUCUGCGCGAGACAGCGUCGAGCGCGUAGUCGAAAUUCGAGAGCAGCAGAUUACCCGGCGACGCGUAGGAUGCGUGUCGCGCCAUGAAAUUGAGUGCCGCCAGUGCAGUCGAGGACAGAUGAAAGUCGGGAGAGACCAGGGAGUGGAGCACUGGAUACAGCGUGUACAGAAGAAGGGACGUCGACCGGGAUUGGAGGAUCCCAGACGUGAUAGCAAGCAACUGCAACGAAAGAAUCUCGUGUAACGUGCCCUGUGCGCGACUGGCCGGCGGCAGGUUCCGAGAGUCGAAGAUCUUGAGACUCUCUUCCACGGGAUCGAGGCCUUUGACGAGCUGAACAGUCAAGUCCUCAUCUACAGUUUCACUUUGCAGAGGAGGCGAAGUGGGCUCGGUGGUCUGAUCCCAAAGCUCCGCAAGAAGCUUCCCCACCGAUCGCGCCAGUUUCUGCAGUCGAGCGCUCCGAUGCUCUCCGAGAGAAUGUGUGCCAGAGAACAGAGAAAUGUUGGCCACCCCUUCAAGCAGCCGGGAAGCACACCACAGCGCAGCCACCGCCUGGAUCCCAACCCCGUUCCGGCCGAUUUCGAUGAACCAUUCGACAGCAUACAAACAGCUGUCCCCCGCUGCUCGCCCCAAGCACUGCCACAUGCGCACAAGCGACUCAUACGCCGCCCUCGUGCUCAGAUUCCUGAGAGUCAAUUCGGGGAACGCAGGAUCUCCGUCGCCGUCCGGAUCGUUCUCGAGCAUCAGUUGGGCUGCAGAUGUCCGAGAAAAUAUGCGGGGCGGUUCAGCCAGUUCCAUCACAGAGAGAAGCCUCCAUCCCCAACGUUCGAUUCCUCCGGUAGGCCCGAGGAGAGUCGCCAAACCGGAGGAAACGACUGAUAAGCUUUCUCCCAGAGCGCAGACUCCCUCGAUCAGGCCCGCCACGUGCUGGACUUUGGAAUCGGCUUGCGACAACAGAAGCCGGGGCAGCGCAGUGAGGUUGUCCCGAGUGCUGUGCAUGAGCGCCUGUAGCAGAGGCUGCUGGGCUCUCGAGCGUACGGUCAGCAGAUCAAGCAGAGACGCCCGUGCCUUGACUGAGACCGCGGGAAGGGGUUGGAUCGACAAUGAGAGCAAAAAGGACAACAAAAGCUCCUGGCUCUGAUGAAGCGUGAGCACCGUGGCUUGCAGCACUCCGGAUGAAAACGCGAUGACCGCCUGCAGUGCCACGGGAUUUUCGUGCACAACCAAAGGCUUCAGUGUAUUCAGCGCAAUGUGCAGCUGCGAACUAGUGCCCUGCAGCCAGCUGGGCGAGCGGACCGUCGCGUAAGGGCGUUUCGAAUCGUCCGAAGGAGCUCGGCUGGUCUGAGUGUUCAUCAGCUCCGUGAGGUCUCCCAGAUCCUCUACAGCGAUCACCGCGCCUUCUCGAAUGCACACAUCGUCCCCGAUAGACUGCACGAUGACCGCUUCCAUGACCUUCAAUGACGCGGCGACCGUCGCUCCCUUGGCCCACCCCACAUUCUCGUGCGCGCCCAAAGCUAGCUUGGUGGUGGUGCUGACCACGCCAGGAAGAACAGACGGCGUCAGGUGCGCGGGGAAAUAAUGGCAGAUCAAGAUGUCCAAGACUUCCAAAGACCACUGUUGCAAAGCAGGAGAGCGAGAGCUCGCGGUGGUGAGAAGGGAGUCGAGCGUUUGGCCGAGGAUCGGUAUGAAGCGCUGCGCCGAUGCGUGGGUACGCAGUUCUCCGAGCCGCGCAGGGGCGUCUGCACCGUGUCUCGUCGCUUCUUCCGUGGUUCUCGGUCGGAUUAGACUGGACAUGCACUGAACGGCCGCGCAUUUGGUCUCGUCGUCUCUCCCUUUCCCUUUUCCUUUCUCCGUCGGCAUCUUCAUGUCUGCGAUGACGCCCGCACAGAAGACGAACAGUUGCUCCCAUAGCUUAACCUCACACGACCACCACCAAUCCUCAUACAAGAUCGUCAGUAAGUGGAGGAUCUUUUCCAGUACACCAUUUGGGAUUUGCUCCAACGGGUUCCGCGAGAGGAGGGUUGAUAGUGGAUAGAAGGUGUAAGACAGAAGGGAGUUGCUGAGUACAAGAUCGGGGCUAGAAUGCCGCGUACUCUUCAGCACAUCAAGAAGUUCGGUUAAACGACGCGAGACAUCGGGGAUGGAGGAAGUACUGAGAUGCGAGGCACCAAGGAGUGGUACGCAGAUGGGCUUGAGCUGCGCGCGUGAUCAGAAAAAGCGCCAUGAUUUUCGACCGUACACACUCUUUGGAAGAUCUGUUGUGAUUUGGCCUCGUCGCUCAUAAAACUCGUCGCAUGCUCCGUGCUCGUUCAG
Molecule: messenger RNA, 6868 nt
Organism: Mycena citricolor
Lineage: Eukaryota; Fungi; Basidiomycota; Agaricomycetes; Agaricales; Mycenaceae
Source: the annotation of a GenBank genome assembly